Molecule: messenger RNA, 1085 nt
Organism: Brassica rapa (field mustard)
Lineage: Eukaryota; Viridiplantae; Streptophyta; Magnoliopsida; Brassicales; Brassicaceae
Product: dehydration-responsive element-binding protein 1F
Biological process (GO): regulation of DNA-templated transcription
Molecular function (GO): DNA-binding transcription factor activity; DNA binding
Source: RefSeq, a predicted model, not a curated record
UAGUCUCCUCUCCUUCACUUCUCUGCUUCGUAACUCCCAACCGAAAAACAAAACAGAGUACAACUUAGACCAAAAAAAAAAAAACUUUUUAUUCGAACAAAAUUUAAUCCCUUUGUACCUUAUCCUUACAAGAAUCUAACUUACAUAUGUUCUUAGAGUAUCCAGUGAGAUAGUUCGAAUUGUAACAGUAGUUCCACUUUCUAUAAGUUAAGGCGGAGUUAUUUUUUUCUUUUUCUAAUGGAUAACAACGAUGAGAUUAUGCUGGCGGAGAUGACGCCGAAGAGGCGUGCAGGACGGAGAGUGUUCAAGGAGACACGUCACCCAGUUUACAGAGGAAUACGGCGGAGGAACGGCGACAAAUGGGUCUGCGAAGUCCGAGAGCCGAUUCACCAACGCCGCAUUUGGCUCGGGACUUAUCCUACUGCGGAGAUGGCGGCGCGUGCACACGACGUGGCGGCUUUGGCUCUGCGCGGGAGAUCCGCGUGUUUGAAUUUCGCCGACUCCGCCUGGAGGCUUCCGGUGCCGGAAUCAACCGAUCCCGAUGUCAUCAGGAGAGUCGCCGCGGAAGCGGCGGAGAUGUUCAGGCCGACGGAAUACGAGAGUGGAAUUACGGUUGUGCCCUCUUAUGGUGAUGAGGUUGAUUUAGGUUUUGGUUCUGGUUCGGGAUCGGAGGAGAGGAGUUUGUAUGGAUAUGUGGAACAAGAAGAAGAAGAAGUUUCCACGACGAUGAUGAGACUCGCGACGGAGCCGUUAAUGUCGCCGCCGAGAUCGUACAUGGAAGGCAUGACUUCUAAUGCUUACAUGGAAGAAGAGAUGUCUUCUUACCAAGAUAUGUCACUGUGGAGUUACAACUAUUAAGCUGGACGUAUACGCAUUUAAAUACUUUAAAUAUAUGUUAUCGUAUUUGUGUGUCAGUGUGUACAUGUGCAAUAGACCAAUAGUUUGUGAAAUGAAUUGUAAGAUUUUCCUAGUAUUAGAUCCUCUGGAAGGUUCCUUGAGGGAUUGUAUUGUUCUUUUUUAUAAAAAUGGAUGGGCUUUAUGAAUCCAUGUACAAAGUGUAAGCGCAAUUAGAGAUUAAGCCGAAA